Molecule: messenger RNA, 8046 nt
Organism: Pristis pectinata (smalltooth sawfish)
Lineage: Eukaryota; Metazoa; Chordata; Chondrichthyes; Rhinopristiformes; Pristidae
Gene: hook3
Product: hook microtubule-tethering protein 3
Exons: 23
Coding region: 122-2326 (734 amino acids)
Biological process (GO): cytoplasmic microtubule organization; cytoskeleton-dependent intracellular transport
Cellular component (GO): centrosome; cytoplasm
Molecular function (GO): dynein light intermediate chain binding; microtubule binding
Source: RefSeq, a predicted model, not a curated record
CGCAGUGGCCGGCAGGAGGUGGAAUGUGGUGACGUUGUGGAACCUCGGACGGUUGAGCGGCGGUUCCUUUGUUGUCGGUGGCGGCGGCGGCGGCGGGAGCGGCGAAGAGGGAGUACGCGCCAUGAACGUGGACCGGAUCGAGCUGUGCGAAAGCCUGCUAACCUGGAUUCAGACAUUUGGUCUGCAGGUGCCAUGCAAGAAAAUAGACGAUUUGACAAGUGGCGUUGUGAUGGCACAGGUUCUACAGAAAAUAGACCAAUCAUGGUUUGAUGAUACCUGGAUAAAUCGUAUCAAGACAGAAGUGGGGGACAACUGGAGACUAAAGGUUAGCAAUUUGAAGAAAAUUUUAAAAGGGAUUCUGGAUUACUAUCAUGAGGUGCUGGGGCAACAAAUUACUGAUUUCCCUCUGCCAGAUGUUAAUUUGAUAGGAGAACACUCAGAUGCAGCAGAACUUGGCCGAAUGUUACAACUCAUUCUUGGCUGUGCUGUCAACUGUGAGCAGAAACAAGAACAAAUACAAACAAUCAUGAUGAUGGAAGAAUCUGUUCAGCACGUUGUCAUGGCAGCCAUUCAGGAGCUCAUGAGUAAAGAAACACCAGCAUCAAUUGGAAAUGAUGCUUAUCUGGAUCUUGAUCGCCAGUUGAAGAAAACCACUGAAGAACUCAAUGAAGCAUUGGCGGCUAAGGAGGAGAUUUCACAAAGAUGCCAUGAACUGGAUAUGCAAGCAUGCCUUUCUCGAGAUGUGAUUGCUAGACUGAGAUUAGAGUGCAUUGAACUAGAAGAAAGGGUUGCAGCUCUGCAAGAAGAAAAAGGUAGUUUAUUAGUAGAAAAUCAAGCCCUAAUGGAACGACUCAAUCAGUCUGAUUCCAUUGAAGAUCCCAACAGCCCAGCAGGACGUAGACAUCUCCAACUUCAAACCCAGUUGGAACAACUUCAGGAAGAGACUUUCAGACUAGAAGCAGCAAAAGAUGAUUAUCGGAUUCGAUGUGAGGAACUUGAGAAAGAACUUCUAGAACUACGACAGCAGAAUGAAGAGCUUACUAGCCUUGCAGAGGAAGCCCAAUCUUUAAAAGAUGAAAUGGAUGUCCUUAGGCAUUCUUCUGAUAAAGUGGGUAAACUGGAGGGCAUGGUAGAAUCAUAUAAAAAGAAGCUGGAGGACCUGGGUGAUUUGCGUCGGCAGGUGAAGCUCCUUGAAGAGAAGAAUACUAUGUACAUGCAGAAUACAGUUAGUCUGGAGGAGGAGCUACGGAAAGCAAAUGCUGCCCGAGCACAACUAGAAACAUACAAGAGACAGGUUGUAGAGCUUCAAAGCAGGUUGUCUGAGGAGUCAAAAAAGGCAGACAAAAUGGAGUUUGAGUAUAAAAGAUUGAAAGAGAAAGUGGAUACCCUACAGAAAGAAAAAGAUAGGUUAAGAACAGAAAGAGAUUCCUUAAAGGAGACAAUUGAAGAACUGCGUUGUGUUCAAGUGCAUCAAGGCCAACUCACUGCCGGACUUAUUCCAAUGAAUAGUCAAGAGGCAUCGGAUAGUUUAGCAGCAGAGAUAAUAACCCCUGAAAUCAAGGAAAAACUUAUCCGAUUGCAACAUGAAAAUAAAAUCUUGAAGUUGAACCAAGAGGGGUCAGAUAAUGAAAAGAUAGCUUUACUACAAAGUUUACUGGAGGAUGCCAAUAGAAGGGAGAGUGAACUGGAGACAGAGAACAGGCUAGCCAAUCAGAGGAUAUUGGAAAUACAGUCUCAGGUUGAAGAACUUCAGAAGGCAUUACAAGAUCAGGGCUCAAGGGCUGAAGAUUCAAUUCUUCUGAAAAAGAAAUUGGAAGAGCAUUUGGAGAAGCUACAUGAAGCUCACACAGAGCUUCAGAAGAAACGAGCAUACAUUGAUGACUUGGAACCAAAAUACAAUAACAGCUCUCAAAAGAUUGAAGAGCUUCAGGAAGCCCUACGAAAGAAAGAUGAAGAUAUGAAACAAAUGGAGGACAGAUAUAAGAAGUACCUAGAAAAAGCAAAGAGUGUUAUCAGAACUUUGGACCCUAAACAGAACCAAGGGGCAGCUCCAGAAGUUCAGUCUCUGAAAAAUCAGCUGCAGGAAAAGGAACGAAUGUUGCAUUCCUUAUCGAAAGAAUACGAGAAGACAAAGAUUCAGAGAGAUCAUGAAGAGAAACUAAUUGUUAGUGCAUGGUAUAAUAUGGGUAUGGCACUUCACAAGAAAGCAGCAGAAGAAAGACUUGCCAGCACUGGUUCAGGACAGUCCUUCUUAGCUAGACAGAGACAGGCCACAAGCACACGGCGACCAUACCCUGGACAUGUUCAGCCAGCUACAGCAAGGUAGAAGGUACAACCAAUGGCUUCAGCACAAAUCGUAUGGCAUAUAAUUUAACUGAACAUCUACUUGUAAACUUACUUCUGUUCACUUUGAGUUUUUAAUUUUUGCGCUAAUAUUUGUACUGAAUUUGUUUAUUUAACCCAUGUAUGAGAUUUUAUGCCAUAGUUGUAAUAUAAAAUGAUCAAUGGAAUAAAUUGGUUGUUCCACAUUCCCACAAUGAUAUAAUUUAUUCAGCAAUGGUGAUUGAGAAUACUUUUCUGUUUGGCUUCAUUUCCACAUUUUUAUCCUGACUUCCUGUUGGUAUAAAUUUUCAUCCUCUUUCCAUAUUGCAUUUUAAAAUAUUUACUAAAAAUGAAGAGACUGCUAACCUCAUUGUUCUGUAAGGAAAGAACUCAAAAGUGGUGUGGUCAAGACAGGGAAUAUAUGAUCUGUGAAAUAAUCAUACGUGGCCUCUACUUGUUGUUAGCUUGACUAGUCAAAUGGCCUUUUCUCAUACUUACAACUUUGUCAGAUUUAUGUUGUGGGAAGCCUAUUAUGCAGAAUUAAGAUGAAUAAUACAUUUUUUUAAAGAAUUAAAUGCAAUAACUAACUUCUAACUCGUCUAGUUAGCAGGUGGUCUGUUUCAGCUCUGGACUCCAUGUCUUCCCUAAAUGAAAGCUUUAGUCAUACUUGGUCUAGCUUUUUGAUGUUGUGUUAACAGCUCAGAAUGCUUACAAUUCAUCAGUAAAUUGACAUUCUCAUCAGUAUGAUUUAAGAAGAGCUGGGGUGGAAAAUAUUUGUGUUUCAACCAGUCUAAUAAUAUCCUUCCCGCAGCAAAAAGGAACAAUUGUUAAUUUUUAUUUGUUUGCAUUAUAUUGCUGACUAGUCGUUAAAUGCUCCACUUCUCAACAUUGAUGUCUUUUGCAGUGAUGUUGACUAAACAGAUUUAAAGUAUUAGUUAAAUUGUUCUUGUGUUUUUAAAUGAAUAAUGUUAAAGUAUAGAUGAUCAGUUAUUUGCUUCCUGGUACCUCAUGAUCCAUUUACUCAUUCUUAUGGGAAGGUUGUAGUUCUUGAUAUUUUUAAUUUAAAAUCAGUGAUUUUUAUUCCGUUUUUAAUUUUGAACCUAUGACAAGUGUCGUGGGCUGGGAAGGAUGGAAGGGCAAAAUUGCUCCAAAUAGCUGAUCCAUGCUCCUACUGAAGGAUUAACAUUUAUGAUGCAUCUAUUGGAAGAUCAUUGUAACAUUAAUCAGCCAUAGAUCAUUCAAUCACUGUAAGCUAAUUUGUUGAAAAUAAUUGAAACCUGGCUCAACUACCAUGAUAAGCUGUGAAAAUGACCACCUUGGAAUUAAAAUCUGAACUUGGAUUAUUGUGCUGUGCAGCAGCAUAUUGUCUUUCCUUUAGAUGUGAUAACAUUCUCAGACUGUCAGAAAUCAUGAGACCAUUGCAGCACUUUGGAAUAAACCAUUCAGAUCCUUAAGACUGUUCUGCUAUUUAGUCAGUUCAUCUCCAUUUAGUUGCCUUUGUUGUAUGACCUCUCUGACCCUUGGAUAGAAUCUUUCAAUCACUGUUCUGACACUUUCAACUGACUGACCCCAAACAAUGUUUUCGAGGAGUUUCCAGAUUUCCACUACCCUGAGUGCAAAGAAGUGCUUUUUGAGAUCACUCAUAACUGCCCAAUUCCAAAUUUGAAAGGUUACUUUGUCAAACAAUUUGUAGUUAAUUCCCGGAAAAGUCUAAACAGUUUAAAACAUGUUCUCUCUCAUUUUAAUCAGUCCUUGAAUAACAUUUUCUUUUGCAUUUUCUUCUUUCUUUUCUAUCAUGAGAAAAGAUCACUGGGCCCAUCAACUCUGCUCUCUAGAGCAGCAACAUACCCAUUACAGCACCCAUUGCAGCUCUGAUUGAAACAAGCUAACAUUUUUGGCUUUCCUACCAUGCCUUUUAAACAUGAUCACUCUUGAAGUGAACUUCUCACUGGUCCUAUUUAAUAUCAUCUUUCUCUCAUUUCUAUUCAUCUGCUUAUUUCUAUGAACAACUCUUUGGAGCAUGUUCACCUUGCACUUGAAAUAUCUCCACUUUGAUCCUGGGCAAAAGAAUUAUUUCAGAGAAGCUUGAAGGAACACAUUGCCUACUCCUUCUAUUUACUAUACAUUAUGUUCUCUUUAAGUGGUAAUGUGCAAUAACCUUUUGGUAUUACUUGCUAUUUUAAAUACUCUGUGACUUCUCUAUCUCCUCCAUCUGCACCUUUUCCACUCAUUUUGUUUUCAGAUCAUAAAACUGAAUUUCUUCUAAUUUUUGUUUGUGAUUGGAUUAUUUCUCUUGACCUUUCCAACAUAAGCACAUCUAUUUUUGUGUUAGGUUGCUGAUUCUUAAUAUAAUUUAAAUAUAAAGACAGAAGAUUUUGGAGGACCUCAGCAAGUCAAGGCGCAUCUGUAGGGAGAAAUAGAGUUGAUUUAUCAGUCAAUAAUUGUUCAUUUGAGCAAGACUUCAAAUUUUCAGUAUCACUGGUGAUUUGUACUUGCUUUACCAUGGUGUAAAUUGUUGUCUCACCAGUGUGUUGUAAACCUUCAUAACUUCCAGAAUAACCUUGUGUUAUUUAAAGUGUUUCAUCACAUUGCCUGUGGAUUGAAGUGACAUGCAUUAUUACUCUUCGAUACUUUUUCAAAACUUUUUGCAGUCAUUUAAUACUAAUACACUACAUUUUUACCAAGUUCAUUUGCAAAUUUUGAGCUUUGUUUCCAUCACUAUGCUCCUUAUUCGUGUCACCACCAAAUUUGUUAUGCUUACAUUUGGUAUUCAGAUCUUUCAUGUGCAUGGAUUUACAGGUGUUUGUAGUAUCACACCUCUUUCAAUACACCCGUUUCCUUUUUAGCCAGUUUCUUCCUAGUCCCUUGUUCUAUCCUGGAUUCUUAUGAUUUUGGAAAGCACAGGAUCAGCAAGGACUCCACUCCAUAUUAGGUCGUCUCAAAAAUGAUAUAUAAGUCUUUGUCAAAAUACUUCAACUAAUUUAUUUUGACUACUGGGUGGCAUGGUAGUGUAGCGGUUAGCGUAAUGCUAUUACAGUGCCAGUGAUUGUCUGUAAGGAGUUUGUAUGUUCUCCCUGUGACUGAGUGGGUUUCCUCCCACAUUCCAAAGACGUAUGGGUUAGUAGGCUGGGUGUAGUUGGGUGGCGUGGGCUUGCUGAGCCGGAAGGGGCCAUUACCGUGCUGUAUAAAUAAAGUUUUAAAACUUGUAGAAUCUUCAAAAUGGUUCAUCAGACAGUUUCUAAUGAACUUAUUGGCAUACAGUUUAUCUUCAAGUCCACUCUGGAGAAUCUUAAUCAUAUACUCAGUCUGAGAGAUUCAAAUAGCCUUUGAACGUUAAACAAAAACAUCUAUUAAUCAUGAUGCUUAUCGGGAUUCUGGUCUUAGCUCUUUAAAAAUGAAAAUGCAUAUAAUGGCUUCAUUUACAAAUAAUAUUCUACUGUGAUACUUUUAAACAAUCCAGGAUAUGCAGAAUUAGAACUUUCAAAAUGUAAAUGGGAGCUCACAUAAGUAAUUUUUAUGGCUCAUAAUAUCACAUUCAAUUGUAUUCAGAAUUAACUAUGUACACGAUAUAAAGCAAUCUGACUACAGCUUCACAUUGCCAUUAAUUUGUAGGAAAAGAAGCUAUGACAAUAAUACAAUGAUUUAGAGAUGUUCUAAGAUGAAACUUAAAUUUUUACACAACUAUAGUUUAAUUUCAUAAUAAGUGACAAAUUUAUACACAUGCAUUUUUUAAACAUACAUUAAUAAACUGUAGGUUUCUUGAAAAUAAUUUCAUCCUCAAAAAAACUGAGUCAAAGAAAUACUUUUGUAGUUUGUUUUAAGUGAGCAAGUGAGAAUUGGAACUCUGUUUUGAGGUAAAUGUGUAGGAAGAUUUACUGCUUUAUUUCUCCCAGCAAUUAAAGGAUGUUCAGAUAUUUUAAGCUUUGUGUUAAUCAUUUUGAUUUUACAAAUAUACUUUCUAAUUAUAAAUUACAAUAUUACUUAGUUUCUAUAAAUGGAGCUUCAACAUUUGCUUCAUGGUGGCUUUGUUAGCAGAAAAUAUUAACAUAAUUUGCAAUAAUAUUAAUAUUUACAUUAUGAAAAUGCCAUUUGUGCUCUUCAAUGGGUGCAUAAUUCAAACAAAUUUAUCUUCUAUUAGUUAUUGAUACUACUUACACAGAUAAAUAUGUCAAUAAUAAUCCUCUCAUUAUUUGAUCCUAAUUUUUAAGCUACUAGCCAUGACUAUUUAGCCAGCAUAUUAAUACCAAAGAAUAUGAUAACAAGCAUGAUGAGCUGGAUGGUGUGCAUUCACAAUAACUUAAUUAUUGUAAACAUUGUUAAUUAUUGUAAACAUUGUUAAUUAUUGAGAAGUUUUAUAGCAAUACCUUAUACCAGUAUACCAGUGCCUAGCGAAAUUGGUUAGUUAAACCUUCCAGUUGACAUGUUGCCAUUUUUUUAAAGAUUGUAUUUCUAAAUUAUUUAGUUUGCUUUAUUAAUGCAUUUUUGUUCUUCAUUUCCAGUGACGUGAUUGCAUGAUCUCCAGCAUGGCUUUCCUGCACUGACUAUUCAUUUGCAUGACUUUUGAGUUCGGAUGCAUAAUUUAUUAACUUGCUGCUGUUUGUUUUCUAACCUACCUAUACUAUGGAUGUAUUAGCCCCAGUCCUCCAUUUUGUAAAUUUGGACAUAUUACUAGAAGGAACUGGGAGGCAUUGUGGCUUAGCACACUGCCCUUCUUUGGAAUCUGCUGUCAGACUAACAAAGGUCGAUGCAUGGUGGUCUUUUGUCUCUGCCAUUAACUGAGUUAAGUUUGGAAGAGCUUUAUACAAGUUCAAGUGGGCACCAUGUCCAUUAUUUUGUACUGUAUUGGCAAUCUAAGCUGCUAUAAAGAUGAUUGGCAUAAAAAAAAUGAAUGUUUUAAAUUAAUCCAUUAGUAGGGUGCUGUUCGGUUGGGCAAACUAGAACAAUAUUUUCUCCAGCAGAUCUGGGAUUGCUUGAUGAAUGCACUAGUUGUUCAAAGCAGAACCAUGAUUUUACAAACUCAGAAUGAUAUUGCUCAUUAAAGCUCCAAAAAUAUGUUUUUCUAUAAUAGAUGUACCUCUGGUACCACUUUGUGCUAUUUGCAAAACUGUUAUUGAGUUGUCAAAUAUUGGGCUCUCCAUAAUGAGGCUUAUUUAGAUUUCUAACAAAUUUUCAGAACAUCAAGCACCUCAGUUUGUAUACAAAUAUCAUUAGUCCUAAUGCUUUAUUAUUUGCCUUUUGUUUCUCUUUUAGUACAUGUUCCUAUUUACUUUCCCAAUUAUUUUCUGCUUUGACUACUUGAUUCUGCAAGUGGAAAGAAAAGCCACAUAGUGCAAAAUUUAAGGCUUUGCACAAUAUAGUGUUAUUGUAUUUAUUUACCUUUUGUAUUUUGACUUGCAGUAUUUCAGGACAUAAACUUUACUUCAGGAAAACCUGUAUUUCUGUGUCCAAAAAUAUUUGUAUCAUUACAAGGUUCAUUAUGUAUGAGUUGUCACAAUGUUCUCUGCUUUGACCCCAUUGUCUAGCUGGCAAUCUACAAGCUGCUUAUAAAAUAUGUAUAUACAAUAAACCAACAAAACUGAAUUACAUCUUCAGGAAAUGUUCACAAAGUGAACUGUAAGAUACAUUGAGUCUUUCCAAAGUAUCUUUGAAUGCUUCAUAUGUUGCAAAGAAAUGUACAGUUACAUAUAUUGUAAAUAAAAAAUCUGUCCAGAGUUCAAGUGUUAA